GAGCUUUCAUAAUUAGUUUACUUAAGGAAAUGUCAAAUGGCAGAGAAAAGACACCUCUGUUGUUGAAGGACGAUAACAUACGAGCACUUUUCUCGAUGUUGGAUCUUGCCGGAUAUGGAUACGUCACAAAAAAGCAAUAUGAAAAUGUUCUGAAGCUAGUUGGAGUCCGGGAACACGUGAGAACAUCGCCUAGUGUGAAAAGUGAUUCUGACAUAUUAUCUUUGUCUACAUUUGUAGAAGCUGUGAAAGCUGAACCACCUGAAUAUUCUCAUGUAUAUCCACUGGGAAAUGGCAGGUAUAUUGUGAUUGUUCUAUUUAAUGAUGAAGUGAAGAUACACAUUCGUCAAUAUAGAGACUAUGGUAAUGGCACAUCAUACCCUACCAAAGAAGAUGUAACAUUUACAAAUGUUGAAAGCCAAGAAUUUACAUAACUGAUACCAUCAAUGACUAAAGCCAUACAUUUGAAAUACAGUGACUUUGGUCUGGAUCAUUCUAAACGUAAUAUUAGUGAUGUAUGUAUGUAUAUUAUAAACUGAACAUGUAACCCCUGUCAUACAAAAGCUUAGAAAGGAGAAUUGCUGGGCUUCCAAAGUCAAUUAUUCCAGUCAAGCUGCUCAUACAUGCAUGAUGUUGGAUCAUAAUGAAAAUAUCUGGCUAUAUGUGAGGACUGCUUUGACUGAAAUGGAUACAAACAUUUUAUUAGAUGUGUUUCAAGAUAGAGCUAGCGAACUAAAUGUACAUGAUUAUAAGAAUUUAAAUUCCAUUGAUUUUGUUGAAAGUAGGGAAUUCAUUCAAGAACUGCCUGACUUCCUAAGUAACUGUAUUCUAUAUCUGUAUGACAAAUAAAAUAUUUUCAAGAGA
Molecule: messenger RNA, 861 nt
Organism: Limulus polyphemus (Atlantic horseshoe crab)
Lineage: Eukaryota; Metazoa; Arthropoda; Merostomata; Xiphosura; Limulidae
Exons: 3
Coding region: 30-431 (133 amino acids)
Molecular function (GO): calcium ion binding
Source: RefSeq, a predicted model, not a curated record